Messenger RNA from Lactuca virosa, 862 nucleotides. The record is from the annotation of a GenBank genome assembly. Lineage: Eukaryota; Viridiplantae; Streptophyta; Magnoliopsida; Asterales; Asteraceae.
CAAUCUCAAGUCCGAACAACCUCCUAAAAACAAAAUGAAACAACGAUAAGUAGCCUCGUGUUUUUUUCAGAAAGCUCGUUAAAUCACUUCACCACUCAAACACAAUGAUCAACUGUCUGCAGACUGUUUGCCGUAAUCCUAUCUUACUGGGUUCUUCUUCUUCGCUGUUUCCAAACAAUUUCAAAGUUACUAUCCAUUAUCCCAAUGGAAUCAAAGAGGCCAACUGCUUCAGAAAGGCUAAACUUUCCGAGAAAAAUCGAAGUAAUUUUGUGGUAAACGGAUUGCCUUUUCCAGUAGAUCCAUGGUCACCCACCAUUGAUUCACAGAGUAUAGCUUCACAACUCUUUGCUUUCUCGUUGUUUCCGUACAUUGGGUUUUUGUACUUCAUCACCAGAUCCAAUUCCGCGCCGAAGCUUACCCUUUUUGGUUUUUACUUCUUGCUUGCUUUUGUUGGUGCCACCAUCCCUGCAGGAAUAUAUGCUAAGGUGCAUUAUGGAACUUCCUUAUCAAAUGUCGAUUGGUUACAUGGUGGUGCUGAAUCACUUCUGACUUUGACCAAUCUGUUUAUUGUUAUUGGCCUAAGACAAGCUCUUAAGAAAAAACCCAAUCACCCAAACCAACUUGUACCUGAUGCUGAAUCUGUGGUACCAGAUGACAAAACUCCAUCCACAUAGCUCCAAACUUGGGAAUUACAUGAAGCAGAUAUAAAUAUUUAUGUGGCUUAUGCUUUUAUUCAAGUUCAAGAAGAGUUGUCAACUGUCAAAAUAUUGUAUUUAUAUGUUAAUUUUAGAUGUUCCUUGGCUACAAAACCUUACAUUCCUGUUUGUACAAAACAAAUAUAGCUGUAGAAAUUCAGAAUUUA